AUGCGGCUCUUGACAUCAAAACUCCGCCGCUGUCGGCCGUCGCCGCCGCUACCCUCUCUCCAACAUUUUUUCUGCCACUACACCUCCUCCUCCUCCUCCUCAUCCUCACCUUGUUCUUCCCAUUAUAUAUUCAGUAGUAGUUCGCACUACCAACAGCACCACCGCAAGGGGCGCCGCAACUAUAACCCUCGGUGGUCGCCCGAGCUGCGCUCGCUCUCACCUCAUGAUUGCAUUUCAUUUGCUCGUCGAUUCUCGACUCAGCCCGAUUUCACCAAAUCAGACGAGCCGAUCCUUCCAGUACGUGCUGUCAUAUCUGUGCUCGAUUCUUAUCACGAUGCGACUGGCCUUCCUUGGUGGUUUAUAAUAUCAUCAUCUACGGUGGCAAUGAGACUUUCAUUGUUUCCUCUUGUCGUGUUGCAACUCAAAAAAUUGAGGAGGAUAGGAGAAUUGCUACCUACAUUACCGCCACCAUUCCCGCCACCUCUGUCAGGACAAAGUUUCAGGAAUCAGAUUGCCCUCUUCUUGAAGGAAAAGAAGGCUGCUGGGUGCCCUUCUGUGUUUUGGUGGUUCUCAUCAUUUGCUGUUCAGGUCCCUUGUUUUUUCAUGUGGCUCAUGAGUGUUCGUAGAAUGUCACUGGAACAUCACCCGGGUUUUGAUACUGGAGGAAUGUUAUGGUUCCAUAAUUUGACUGAAUACCCUCAUGGUGCCUUGGGGCUCGUUUUCCCAUUUUUCAUUGCAGGCUUGCAUUUCACCAAUAUUCAGAUAUCAUUCCAAAAAUCAUCACUUGAACAAGCUCCAGGCUCCUUUAGAUUAUUGCUAAAGAUAUACAAGAUAUAUCUGCAAGUGCUGACUCUGCCUAUUUUGAUUGCUGCCUUCAAUGUUCCCCAGGGAAGCUUAGUAUAUUGGCUUACAAAUAGUUCAUUGAGUAUGAUACAGCUAUUAUUCCUCCGCCAUCCUGGAUUUCUCGAGUAUUUGGGGCUUCCUACAAAGAAUGCUCCAGUGGUAGCUCCACCUCCGCCUAAUAAAGAAACAGGCAGUUCGGGAGUAGCAGAUAUUAUGAUAUUGACAAAGACAGGAGAAAUCCCUGCUGUAGACCUAUCACCUGCAGUGUUGGUUGCUUAUUCAGUCAAAAUCUUAACUGAUGGCAACAAGGAUACAGCAGUCAGAUUAUUAAGGCUUGCUCUAACGAAGGAUCCUGGGAACGCAAGAGCUUUGCUUAUAAUGGGCCAGACGCUAUUACAAAACAAACAAUAUGCUGAGGCUGCUGGGUGGCUGGAGAGUGCUGUUUCAAAGCUCCUUGAGGCUGGCUAUCCUACAGAAGUUGAAGAAGUUGAUCUUUUAAUUCUUACAUCUAUGUGGGCUGGUAUUGCAAAUGUGCAUCAGGGAAAAGUGGAAGAGGGUCUUCUACAUCUAGAAAGAAUAGCUCAACUAGAAGAGCCUGAACAUCCCAAGAGCAAGGCCCACUACUACGAUGGUCUACUUAUCCUUUCAAGUGCUUUAUUGACGGUAGACCGCAAAGCAGAUGCGAUGGCGUACCUGCACAAGGCUGUUGCCUAUGAUCCUGCGUACAGUGUGUAUCUUGAAGAUUUUGAACGUGAUCCAAACGAUAUUGCCAGUGAUCUUGCUACCAGCAGGAGAGAAUUAUGA
Messenger RNA from Striga hermonthica, 1647 nucleotides. The record is from the annotation of a GenBank genome assembly. NCBI's taxonomy places the organism in Eukaryota, Viridiplantae, Streptophyta, Magnoliopsida, Lamiales, Orobanchaceae.